Messenger RNA from Amorphotheca resinae ATCC 22711, 2979 nucleotides. RefSeq lists its product as hypothetical. The transcript is spliced from 16 exons. Bases 29 to 2839 code for a protein of 936 amino acids. Gene Ontology annotation, molecular function: metal ion transmembrane transporter activity. Gene Ontology annotation, cellular component: membrane. Gene Ontology annotation, biological process: metal ion transport; transmembrane transport. The record is from RefSeq and is a predicted model, not a curated record. Lineage: Eukaryota; Fungi; Ascomycota; Leotiomycetes; Helotiales; Amorphothecaceae.
AGGACACCGUUUCACAGACCGAUUGAAAAUGGCAUCAAGAGGUCCCGCCUCCCCAACGCUCUGGCGUCAAAUCAAAAAGGAACGGUCGCCUUCGAUAGGCCAGGCGACAGAAUGCACGGAGGGCUGGACUUUCGGGAUGGAGGCACCGAUUGUGGAUUUCUUCGAUCAUGAUUACAUUACACAAUUUAUGCCUCUGGAUGAGAUUCUUCGUGGUAAUGCUGACCAAAUCAUGGAAAAGGCUUACAGGCAGGAUGCGCCGGGUCAAAACUACCUUCCUUUGACUGCUCGUGGUUACAAAUACCGGUGGGUUCAUAUCCCCACAAAUAACAUGAUCUGGGUUGAGGAAGUCAUGAAGAGAGUCUGCGAAUCAAAGAAUAAAAAGGAGGCCAAGAAAAUGGCCGAUUCGAAAAACACGAAGGGAGGCAAGAAUAAUAUGAAAGGGCUGAAGUGCUUGAGGGCCGGAGAUAUUCUGAACCCCAAGUACUGGCAAGAUCAACAGCGUGGGUGUCUCGAGCACUGCGCCAACCAUCCGCUCUAUUCGCGACAUAUGGUGCCGUUCUUUGCGGAAAUUCCCACCGAUUGGGAAACUGCAACAGCUUCUGUAGUAGCCCCUGUCACUGAAUCGACAAGUUUUCAAGAGGCGACUCCCUCAAGGACGCCAAUUUUCCAGGGCUCCAAAAUACCCCUUAACACUGAAUUCUUAUCUGGUUUGAAAUCAUCUCUCAACAAACCAAAGAAUGUGAACAUGGUGCUUUUUAUGCCUUAUCUGCAUUGGGCAACUAGUGGCGAGAACCUGAAUCACAGGAAUGAGGUGAUCAAGAGACUUGAUGAGGAAUUCAAAGAUCCUGACUAUCAGCGUCCAUCAUGCGAGGAUAUUGAGAGAAUGGAGUCUCUCAUGAAAAUGAGAGUAUUGCGAGCAUUCUUAUAUCCUAUUGGUGACCGUUGCUUACACAUUCGGAGGACUUUGGAUCAAUACUAUUACAGUACCCUGACAGAGGCUGAUGAACGAACUGAAGAUCAAGUCGUCUAUAAAUUUGCGAAGAAACAGCACAGAAGGAGAAUGGAAGAGGAAGCGAAAGCUAAAAAGAGGGAGAGGGAGAGGGAGAAGGUAAGGAAGGUGCAGACGCCCCGAGGGUCCCAAAACAGUUUCAAAACUUCGGAUGAGGGAGAGAAACAAGAAAAGAAGAAGGUAGAGCCAUCCUGGGACCCCCCCAAAGUAAUGAUGGUCAACCAGUUGUGGAUGUGGAUAGUCGAUGGCGAUACCGUAAUAACAAGUUUCCCAUCGAAGGCUAAAUCAGAGCUCUCGAUGGAUGAUUCCGUGAGCAGCGAGGACUAUAUGAAAGGGGAUGAACUGUACGAUUCUACAGAUAUUUGGAGGGCAGUCCAGAGAGAACUGCGACAUAAAACCAACUAUGGCCAGCGGACUGCAAAAUCAGCACUUGAUCUCGCAUGGACAAUAGCCGAUCAAGCCCGAGGAGUAUUUCAAAAACGAAACCUUCAUCCUCAUCUGCAAUUCAUCCAGAUGUUUGAGAUGGAAAUUAACGAGAUUACUUUCAAUCAAACAAAGGCAUUUGAUGCAUUUAGAAGUAACGUCCAGGCUGCACACAAUGCAAAUAAUAUGGGAAAGCUUUUUGCAUCGCUGGUAACAUUUCAGAAAGAGAAUUUUGUAACUAACCAACCCAAGACAUGGAAGCUGAACUUCCGACGGUUUGCCAUAGACUUUAGGGAGAAGUUCAAGGAGAUUGCCGGUGAUACUGAGGCCGAGAAACCGAGUACUCCAGUCUAUAGCUCUUACAAUGAAGAUUCAACCUUACGACCUACAAGCAGCAAUACUCUUUCCUCUAUAGACAACGAGUUUUGGGAAGACGUCUUGAAAAGUACCUACAACGAGCUCGAAGAAACAAUCGCUACUGCUCGCAAUAUAGGUCUUACGAACUCAGAUCUCGAGGCUCAGAUACUGGACUGUCUUAUGUCACGCUUCGGAGAGCUCGAGAUACUCAUCGGGGAAGCUCAUUCCACGCAAUCGAUGAAUCGGAAACUGAACUGCCUCGUGGACGCAUCCACCAAGUCACUGGAAUGGUACACUGAGAUGGUCAUGGACGAUGUUUUCGACAUCACCACCGAGACGAAUCUCGUCAGCGAAAUCAAAGAUAUCCUGGACGAGCUAAACAUCAUCAGUUCUGUCGGGCGUCAGCAAGCGACCGUCAUGGAGCCGUUCAUGAUGGAUAUGCUCCAUCAGUCCCCGGAAACACAGGAUAAAGAUUUCCACGACAGCACCCGGCUCGGAAACCAGAUCGAGGCGCUUCAGAAGACGGCCCAAUCUACGUAUACCGCCUUGCAAGACCUACUGGAUCUGAAACAGAAACAAGCAAGUGUCAUCGAAGCUCGCUCCGCAAGGAAGGAUGCUAAAGCCUCGGCCGACCAAGCUGAAGCCUCCACAUCCCUUGCCUACGAGACUGUCAAGCAGGGCUGGAGCAUUAUGAUCUUCACGAUUGUGACAAUCAUCUUCCUUCCUCUCUCAUUCUUCACCGGUCUAUUCGGGAUGAAUGCAAAGGAGCUCCUCUCAGCCGACCACUCCAUCGGAUUCUACUCAGCUAUCAUGUACCCUGUAUCCUUCGUCAUAAUCUGUGUCUCUCUAGGCUUAGCCCUAAACACCGAAUUCCGCCUCCUUGCGCAGCUCCUGCUACGGAAAUUCCUACAUUUCACACGCUUGUCGAAGCUCUGGACGUCACGGUUCGGAUUCGGCGCGUGCACGGAUGGCAUCAUGGAGUCAAUUGAGAAGGAGAAGAGGAAGAGAAGGACGACGCAUGAGUAUAAGAAGUGGGAGGUUGGUUUCUGAGGGUAGUUGCAGCUCCAGUAGAAGUAAGGUCUGACUGGACGGAGCUUAUGCUUCGUUUUGUACCCCAAUAAAAUAUAUUUCUAGGUCUCGGCUGUCCCAUUGCACUUGGACUUAGCAUUCGGACGGAAAUCAUACCUGGG